Messenger RNA from Trichobilharzia regenti, 2098 nucleotides. Lineage: Eukaryota; Metazoa; Platyhelminthes; Trematoda; Strigeidida; Schistosomatidae. The record is from the annotation of a GenBank genome assembly.
UUUUUAUUAAUAUACCUAAGAUAAUAUCAAGUUUUACCAGAUCAGCUGUGAUUGGACAAAUAUCAGUCAAUCAAUCAAUACACACAUAUUUCCACCAAUCAGAUUAUUAUUUGCUUCUGUAAUGCUAUUUGAUAGACAGCCAAAACUAUCGACCGUACAAAAAACAGUUUUGUCGAGGUAUAUUUUCCCAGUAUUAGUCAUAAUUAAAAAGCGUCAAUUCACCUCCCUCUCUGUGGAGAAAUGCGGCGUUUUCGAGCUGUUGUAUGCCUAAUUUUGAUUUUAAUGUUGUUAUCGUGCCUUUUUAUUAUACUAUACCAUUGGCAGUCAUUUAACAUGGAUUCUCCUUCAGAAAUUGAUUCAAAACUUGCCGGGUUCAUUACUAACGAAUUGUCUCGGCUUUUAAGACCAGAUAUACCAGCUGUUGAAGAUGUCGGUGAGAUGGUAAUGAACACUUGGUUUAAGCGAGAAAAGGAAUUCUGUAGAAAAGUUUUUGACGGCACUCAUCGUCUGUUCCAGAAUGAAGCGUGUCGAAAAGGCUGUUUAACUCGCGACAAACCAGAAAGCCGGCGAAAUGUAAUCAUUAUACCGUAUCGAAAUCGUUCGGAACAUUUAAUGGAAUUAAUUCCACGCUUAGCUGAACUGCUUACAAAACAAGACAUUUGUUACCUAUUAGUUGUUGCUGAGCAGGCUGAUCAACAACCGUUUAACAAAGGCAUUAUAAUGAACGCUGGAUUUGUUGAAGCAUUGAACUGGAUACCAUUCCACUGUGCAAUAUUUCAUGACGUUGACCUCCUACCAUUGAACAAUGAAAUUCCGUACACCUGUUCAAUUUAUCCUAGACAUAUAAGUCUGUGUGUGGAUAAAUUUCAAAACAGAUUACCUUAUAUUGAAUUAAUCGGUGGUGUCUUAUCAAUCCCAUUGAAGAUAUUUCUUCGAGUCAAUGGAUACUCUAACCUUUUUUGGGGUUGGGGUGCUGAAGAUGAUGAUAUGUAUGAAAGACUUAUGAUAAAUGGAGUUCCAGUCACGCGUCCUGAUCCAGAUGUGGCUCAGUUCACUAUGCUCAAACACAAUCCAAGUCCAGCAUUUCAUGUGACUCUAAGAACACAAAUAUUAUCAUUCACAAAAGUUCGUUAUCGUCUUGACGGAAUAAACAGUUUGAAUUAUACACUGAUUGACUCGAAUAUCAAAAUGUUUACUACAAGUAAACGUACAAAUGAAAACCGGAACAAGUCAAUUGACAGGCGUAUGCAUCAAGUUUUGCAUUUGAAAAUUAGCGUUGGUGAACCACCGAUUCAUUUUAUUAAAACUAAGCCUACAUGAUAACUGACGUAAUUGCAAAGAGAGUUUAUUCAGUACACAAGGUGGAAGGAUAUCUGUAUCAGUCCUUGCAUCGAAAUUAGAAACAUUUACACAUCUACUGUCGACAGUUUUAUUGUAAUCAAUAAGAUGUGAAGUUACAUGUCAACCCUUACUUAGUACUGAUGAUGAUGAUGAUGAUCUGGCUUUUGGUGUCGGCAAAAACAAUUACGCAAAUGUGUUGAGGUGCAGUUAUUCAUUCUAAAGUUGGAUUCUGUAGACCAACAUGAGGCAGAAAUGCAAAGAAGAAUAAACACUUUUUUAUGCAUGAAGAUACUUUUUUGGUGGAAAAACGUUUUCAAGUGUUAGUUUACUGGGGAUUUGAUUGUCUUCACAGUUAGAAUUCAUGAAGUACUGAAUUCUACCGCAGGGCUAAAUCAUCAAUGGGCUUGCCUUACUACCUGAAGAUCUUGUGUUUCACCUCCUGUUGGGUGGUCAUUAAUGCGUAAGGUUGACGAGGACGGAACCCCUGUCCAGUAUACUCCGGGUGUUCAAUGGUUGUAUAACUUUUUUCAGUUUGUGACUGAACUUGGAAGAACGUUUUUUUGGAAAUAUUGUGCUGCUCUUUGUAACUUUUUUUAAAAGAAAGCAUCUUGUUGGUAUUCUGCUUCUAAAAUUUAGAUAAAAACUGAAUAUUAAAAUUACUACCAUACAGGAUAUCAAGUUUUUAUUACCAUUAUUAAUAUAAUAAUAAUGAUGAUUAUUAUUUUUGUAUUUAUUAUUAUUCCCUUGCGUUCAGAGU